This is a messenger RNA of Symbiodinium natans, 2430 nucleotides long. The record is from the annotation of a GenBank genome assembly. NCBI's taxonomy places the organism in Eukaryota, Dinophyceae, Suessiales, Symbiodiniaceae.
AUGAGCUGUCGCGCAGCGGCCCUCGCGUUGGCCCUUGUGGCCGUGUCCGCGGGAGCACUCGCAUCCUGUCAGUCGGCUGAGGCUGAGUGUAAGGGCGGAGAGAACAGUGUCCUGAUGCAGCUGCCUCCCCACGCCACACAUUCCACUCGCCCGGAUCCGCAAGAAGAAUUGGCAGAGAUGCAAAGCCAAAUCGAUGAGCUUGAAGAGCGGCUUGAAGAUGUGGAAACCUUGCAGCCGAGCUUGCUCGAGGAGUUCGAGGGCAGCGCAAGGCGAGGGGAUGAUGAUGACUCGGGCCACCGCCGCAGGAAGGAUGAUGACGAUGACAAAGAGUACACUGGUGAUCUCAAGAGAGCUCGCUACGACCUCGAGUCCUUCGCCGAAGAGCUCAACUUCAAGAUUGACGACUUGGUUGGCGGCGAAUUUUGCUCGACAAAGACGUGCUACGUCAAAGGUUGUGCGGUUUAUUUCGGAGUCACCACAUAUCCCGGAGAGACACUUCACUUCACGGUGGAGACCACGGAGGGUGACUUCCAGCGCGCCGACAACGUUGUGAACCUCACAGCAAACAGUGACACGCUGGCGGUCGGCUGUUCUUCCCAUGAGAGGUGUGGCAUCGCGGACGGAGUGUGGGCCCUCAAUGCCAGCAGCUGCAUGCAGACCAAUGGGGAAACCGACGGAGUCUUCCAGUACGUGACGAACUCCUCCAAGACGGUCAUCGCCGUCAUCGCAUCCAGUGGUCUUAGGCGCCGGUGCGGGCAAGUGCUGCAGGCCACCGUCUGCUUUAAAGACAACUUCGGGUUGAACACUCUGAAGCAUGAUGCUGACGCCAUGUCGGCCCACCUCCAGAGCCUUGAUGCGCAAAUGGCGCAGACGCAGGCCGCGGUGAGCAGCAACACUGCCGCGAUCGGUGAGAACCAGCAGGCGCUGGCGAAUCUCACCAGCACGGUUGUCCAGAUCAACGCGCUGGCGCAGAACAACGCCGGCUGCAUCAAUGAGACCAAGCAGGCGAUUCAAAACCUGAGCCUGCAAGUGGCACAAAUCAAGUCGCAGGUGCAGCAGAACAGCGACGAGACCGCCAACCACAAGGCGGCAUUGGAGGGCUUCGGCUCCCAGCUUGCCAACGUGAACUCAAGCCUGGGGUCGCAGAUCGCCCAAAUCGAAGCCUCCGUGCAGAGCAACACAGCUGCCGUGAGCACCAACGCGGCCCAGCUCCAGGAGAUUUCCGCCAAGGUCAUGGAGCUCAAUGCGACAAUCCAGGAUCUGCUUGCCACCACCACGACCUCCACGACCAGCCCAGCUCCCGUGCCUCUUGAGGGUCGGCCCGGCAGGACCCUACUCGUCAGUGCCGAGAAUGGUGUGUUCCUCUGCUCCAUCCCGGAGGUCGGUGCCAGCGGUUUGCCCCUGGAUGUCAGCGGCUCGAGCUGCAAGAAUUUGGCGCCGGCGGCAGCGGCGGAGUCCAGCAAGCCCUUCAGGACCAUCCAGGCACCCAAUGGGGACUUCGUCAUGGCGGAGAAAGGGAAGAACCGGAUUCAACGCUGUGACCUGGAAGGAACAUGUCAAGCUGUGGCACCUCCAGCUGGCGUGACGUUUCAAGAGCCCCAAGCCGUGCAGCUAGAUGAGGCUGGGAGGUACAUCAUCGGCGACUCCGGCGGCGUGUGGCGGUGCGACGAGGCGACCUGCGAGCGGCUGGGCCCUCCCCCCGUCGUCCCCUAUCCCGAGUAUCCAGACUACACUAUGAGCGCCCUUGAUCACGCAAUCGACGUGCGAAUGAUGGGCUCCGACAUCUUGGUGUCUGCGCUGAACGGCGACCGAGUUCAGAAGUGCCGGGCCGAAGUAAAUGGGACAUGUGACCUUGUUUUGCUUGUGCAGAUGUACUGCGCCGUCCCUUCGCAAGAUGGCUACUACUUCUGCGAUCCCGCAUUCGGCGGCACGAAUGAUGACAGCAUCAAGUUCUGCCCCUUUGAGGAUGCACCGUGCCAAGAUGCCAACCUCGAAGUGGUGGCAGGAGGAGUGCGUGGAAGCGGGCCGGAAAACUUGUUCCUGCCCCAUGACGUGCUCAUUGAGGGCUCGGGCAACCUCAUUGUUGCGGAUUCCUUCCAGAACAACCGCAUUCAGCGCUGCCCGCCAAAGCAGAACCCAGGCACGCCGGAGGCUUGUGAGACUCUGUUUGUUGGCCUCAGCUUCCCUACUGGUCUGGCCUACUCAACGACCCAGUUGCUGCCACAAGCAGUGUCAGCCGGUGCAACUGCCAUUCCGGUGGCAGAUGAAAGCCUCUUUGUGGUCGGGGAUGCCGUCGUCGUCGCGGAUACCUUGAGGGAGGAAAAGGUGGUGAUUGCCGUGUCCAGUGGCAGCCUCACCCUGGACUCUGCCCUGGCGAACAGCUAUUCCACAGCCGGAAGCAUCACCGUGAUCGCCCAGGGUGCUCGCUGA